Meloidogyne enterolobii is the source of this 278-nucleotide messenger RNA. The record is from the annotation of a GenBank genome assembly. Lineage: Eukaryota; Metazoa; Nematoda; Chromadorea; Rhabditida; Meloidogynidae.
UGUUUUUCUUUUUGAUGCUUUCUUUGAUUUGCAUUGAAGGUGUCCUUGGAGCUGGAAUGAAAGAAAAAAUUCAAAAGAAAUUCGGAAUCGGAGGGGCAGGAAGUUCUAAAGGAACUGGAAAGCAUCUUGGAGAUGAAGGGGCUGGAACCUCUGGCGGUGGAAGUCAACAAGGUGAACAGCCUGUCUGGGGACAAUUCCAUGGACUUGAUUUAGAUAAUGCCAAACAAUACAAAAUUAAAAUAUAUGCAAAACAAUGUAACUUAUAUACAUAUACAUAA